Achroia grisella is the source of this 3875-nucleotide messenger RNA. RefSeq names its product cytadherence high molecular weight protein 3-like. NCBI's taxonomy places the organism in Eukaryota, Metazoa, Arthropoda, Insecta, Lepidoptera, Pyralidae. The transcript is spliced from 5 exons. Bases 1 to 3603 code for a protein of 1200 amino acids. The record is from RefSeq and is a predicted model, not a curated record.
AUGGUUUCCAGGAGGAAACGCGAGGAGUUCAGUUCAUGGGUGCGAUUGUUGGCGGUAUUUAGUGUCUCUGCCCACGCGUGGACUCAGCACACAAGCACACGGGUUCAACAGGGCGGCACUAGUUUCGAGUGGGGUUGGCGACUCACCCCCAAAGAUGGCAGUACCGUUGGACAUUACUAUGUCAAGCUACCUCAGGCAGAACAACAUGUCCAGUACCCGGCCGACGGUGUUUACCACGGAGCAGUGGCUGUCAACACCAGCGACGGUCACCACGCACAAGCCACCAGCGUUGCUUUAGGAGGGAACGCGGCAGAAAUCAACUUACAUGAGACUCCCAAAGUGUACCAGACUAUCAAUGCAACGCCGGCCCCACUAGCUCACAGCACAUCCCAGCCAGUCGAGAUAUAUCUUCUACAACAACAAUUCCCUUCACCCCCCCAACAGAACCAUCUUGUUCAGAUCUUCCCAACAGCUGGACCCAACAACGAUAUUCAGUACAACAGUUCCCCUAACUACAUCUAUCAUAACAUAUUAACUACCCCAUUGUAUAAUAUUCAAACGCAAAACACUGCACCGAAGAACGGAAACUCACCUCCUCUUAAAAUAGAGGAAACCACUGAGUCUCAUGAGGCUUAUUCAUCAUCUGUAGUACAAGUAUUUAAAGAUCAUAACUGUACAAAUGAUGAGAAUGCUUCAGAAUCGAAACAGGUUAAUGAAACACAAAAAGCGACGAAGUUAUUCGCCGAAGCACCGAAAUAUGAAGCCCUUAAUGGAAAUAUCAAUUUUGGUACGACUGAUGGAACUGAAAGACCCCUGACUUACAGAGGAGCUGUACAUUUUAGGGUAGAAUCACCAAGAGAUAAUGCUAGAAGUGAGAGAUAUUACUACUAUUCAACUGCUUCUACUCCUACGGAAACAGAACGUUCAGUACAGUCUGAUAAAAAUGAAGGUAUAACGAAACUUGUUGCUUCAACACAAGAUCUUAUUUCAAAUGAGGAUCUAUUAAAAAUAAACCACGCAGCAGAAAAACAUGUUAAUGCACAGAACGAUGAUAUUAUCAAACCACGGUCAAAUUUGAGGGAACACAAUAGCCAUGAAAGUUAUGAUCAAAUGAAUUCAAUAAGAAACAAAGUUACGGUGAAAGCUAAAAUAGCUAAUAUUCUUAAGAGUGAAAUUGAACAAGUAGGAAACGAUGAAUCAAAGGAGCAGAUUUUGCAGACCAGUUCUAAUGAAUAUAAAUUUGCAUCGCCUAUAGUUGUACCAGACUCUUCAUAUGACAAUAAUAAAAAGCAAAUAGUAAAUAAUUUAGUUUCAACUAUGGUGCCUUAUUUACAAGAUGGGUACCAAAUUGUCAAUAUUAGAAAUAAUUUGGAAGAGCAGAAAAAAUACGAAGAAAAUAUAAAUAGUCAAAGUAAUGUAGAUUAUAAUUCUAACGGAGAUACAGUUGAUGUCACUCCAAGGCCAAUCGCGCAGAAAUAUUUAGCACCAAUAACAGUUGCUUUAAGGCUGUUAAAUGCUAACGAAUCGGGAAAUUUCAAUUCCGUUGAAGAUCAUGAAACAGCGGAUAGUGAGUUUAUAACGGACAUCAUCCAAAAUCCUAAGAAAGAGAAAACAAUCGUCGAAGUCCAUGAAUCGCUUCCUGUGUCCAUUACUCAUAUAAACGAUGUUGAAGUGCACGAAUAUUUAGAAGAAGGUAGAAGUAAUGACAAAGGUACUUUAGAUAUAGCUCAAAAACUAUACAAUAAAUACAUCGAUGCUCUUGAAUCUUCUAAAAAGAUUCAGAAGAGCAUGAAUAAUAUACUGUAUAAAUAUGGUAUGGCAAAGAAUGAGGAUAGUAAUGAAAACCAAGACUACGAUAACGAGAAUGAUUCAAAAGAAAAAUUAGAAACUAGCAGUAAUACUAGGUCAGAAGUUGAAAUUAAAGCUAACGAAGACAAUAAUGAGAGAAGUGAAUAUAUAAACUACUUUAAUGAAUAUGGACAAAAAAUCAUUCAGCCUAUAAUAGUAGAAAAAGAAGUACCAGUAACCAAGUUUGUUGAUAGAUAUAUUGAGAAACAAGUGCCAUACCCUGAACCAGUCGAAGUAAUUAAACAUGUUGAGGUCGAUAGGCCGGUUGCUGUUCCAAUACCGAUCGAAAAGGUAGUGGAAAAGCCAGUAGAGGUAACUAGGUACGUCGAUAAACCGUAUCCCGUUCUUCAUCCUUACCCAAUACCGGUAGAAGUGCCUUAUCCAGUUGAACAUAAAGUAUUUAUUGAUCGCCCAGUUCAUAUACCAUUCCCGAUAGAAAAGCUUGUUGAGAAACAAAUCGUACAUCAAAUACCAGUCCCAACACCAGUUGGUAUACCAUAUGAAGUACAAAUUCCAGUUGAACAAAAAGUUUUAUACCCGAUUCCAAUAGAAACCCCGGUACCGUAUCCAGUAGAGGUAGAGAAACCAGUUCCUGUAGAGAAAAUAGUGCAAAAGGAAAUUCCAGUGCCUUAUCCAGUCGAAAGACAAGUUCCUUACCCAGUCCCGGUGGAAACUAAAGUUCCAGUUCCAUAUGCGGUAGAAAAGAGGGUACCAGUAACGGUAGAAAAGAUAGUUGAAAAACCAGUAACGAUUACUAAAGUUGUUGAAAAACCGGUACACGUACAAGUACCGGUUCACCAUCCUGUUCCUGUUGAAGUCCGCGUGCCUCAUCCUUAUCCGGUAGAUAGAAUUGUAGAGAAGAAGGUUCCUUAUCCUGUACCAGUUGACAGAAUAGUCGAGAAAAAGGUACCUAUUAAUGUUCCAUAUCCAGUAGAGAAAGUGGUGGAAAAAAUUAUAGAAAAGCCAGUUGUUGUAACCAAGUAUAUUGACAAACCGUAUCCCGUUGAAAAAAGAGUGCCUUACCCGGUUGAAAAGAUUGUGGAGAAGAAAGUACCUUAUCCGGUCCAAGUACCUGUAGAAGUUAGAGUACCUUAUCCGGUUGAGAGAUUUGUGGAGAAACCUGUACAUUUACCUGUCCAAUAUCACAAUCCAAAUGUUCCUAACAAAAUCAUUGCAAAUCAUAAUCACUUUAACAAUUUCCAACACACACAGCAAUCCCAAAAUGUACCUCAGUACAUAAAAUACAUACACACAGGAUCGGAACAACAAAAUCAAGGCAACAUGCCACCAAAUCAGAUACACCUACAGAAAACAAAACAAACACAGCAAGUAAUACAAGACCAAAAGAAACAACAGCAAAUUCAGGCGUACCACCAAAACUUGGAUGAAAAACGUAAACCCUCAAUUCAGACUACAAAAUGGGGUAAUCAGUACGCGUCAUCGUAUCAAUACAUAAACAGUACUCCCACAUAUGAAGUCCAACAGUUCAAGAAGACGCCUAACUUAGUCAACUAUUUAUCGUUUGUUACAAAUACACAAAAUCCAUAUUAUUACUAUGGACCGCCGCCUAUGAAGAAUUACGACGACUCAUGGGAGAAAAAUAACAAUUACAUAGUUGAACUAAAACUAAGGAGGACUGACAGAACGCCAAGAAUAAACAAUUUGAAGAUUGAGUAUGGUUUUAAACCACCUUUGAUACCUAGUACAGAAGUAGACUUGGAUGGGAUACCUGUGAAGAAAGAGCAACAAAAAUAAAACUCUUGCCGCCUUAUUUUGUAAGAUAUGAAUCUAAACUACUAUUAUUUAUUCUUGUAUUUUUUCUUUUCUACUGUGAUACAUUAACUACAGAUGAUUGAUGAAUUUAGCAAUUAAAUAUAUUUGGAAUAAAAUUUCGUAAAAUACUCAUCCGAAUAUACAUUGCCAGUUUUCAUUAUUCCUGUAAGUCAAUUAUUUGACGAUUUUAAUAGUCUUCAAUACUUCGCCAUAGGAUAAGCAAAGUGAACUCGCAAACUUAAAAAUCCUGUAAU